UCCACACUUUCACGUUUUCUCAGCGGAACACAGCAUCUCUGAAGAAGCGCACGCAGCCGUACUUCAUCUGAGACACUGUCUGUCGAGCCAGGGAUGGUGAUAUAUUUGCCUUACACGUAUAAACUGGAGUAAAUGAUGCUAGCUAUCAAGCUAGCCACCUUAAGGCUUUAACGGUUUAGCGUGCUGCCAUGUUCAACCCCAGUGAUCUAGAAGGUGAAGUUGAUCAUUCGUUUUUCGACAGUGACUCUGAUGCCGGCGGAGAUGGAGGGAAGAAGACGGAGAAGGUUGAAAAAGAGAUUCCACCAGCACAGGAGAGGCUACAUGCAAAACAGACCGAACACAGAGAAGGUGGUUUGUCCCCGAGGAGUGAUAAGACUAAAAAACAGCCGAAGACAGCUGAGAAUAACAGUAGCAACAGAGCAGAAAAGAAAGAAAACAGCUUUCAAUCAAAGGUAGAACAGAGGAGCAGAGCGUCAAGCCUAUCAUCGGUUGCCUGCACAUCAGAUAAAGUCAUCAAUAAUUGUAGUGAUACUGAAGAAGACUCUAAUUUCCACUCUAAAAGGUCCUCUGGGACUUUUAUGGCUAUGUUGGCUGAUGCCAGAGAAGCACAUUAUAAGGAUGUGUACAGUGAGAGUCCAAAUGAGUCUGAAGAAGAAGCAUUAUCAUCCAGUCCCAAACACUCAAAAGGGAGAAAUAAACAAUCCCCUAAAAGACGGCUAAGAAGCCGGCGCACUCGAAGUCCAUCCCCCACUUCCACCGAGGCCAGCGUGGACGCAGACUCGGAGAGCUCUUGUAGCAGUAGCUAUGGGAGACGCAGUUUGGACUCCCCCGCCCUUCCCAAGCCCAACAGGUCUGCUUUAUUUCCUGGAGUGCGAGGGAUCCGGGCGGGCUCGACGGGAUCUCGGGAUGUGCCUGCCGGCCAUAGAGAGGAGUCAGAUGAUACAGUGACAGAUGUCAGCCCGCUCUCCUCCCCUGACUGCAGCCCUCUCCAGUCGUUGGACCUGAACCACACAGAGGCUGAGGAGGGAAGCCUUAAAGACCAGCAGCAGCAGCAGCAGCAGCAGGAGAGUGUGCCCUCCAGUGGCCUUAGCACCGUACAUCAGGAUGAGGACUCGGAACAGGAUGUGGAUGAGUGUUCUCUGAGUUCAGAGAGUCAGCUUGGGGGUAAACUGGUCCUCCACUGUCCUGGAGGAAGAAACAGGAAGAACUACUCGUUCACCAACGAUGAGGUCCGAUGCAUCGAUCGCGAGAACCAGCGACUUCUUCGUGAGCUUUCACGCCUUUCUCCAGGGCCCAGACCAGGAAGCGCAACGGGAAAGAAAACCCGUAUGGCCAGCAAGUCGCCGCUCAAUCGCCUGUCCCACAGCGCGCUCAACAGACAGCGGGAACAGCAACGCAUCGAGAGGGAGAACCUGGCUUUUCUAAAGAGGCUGGAGUCCGUCAAGGCAACACCUGGUCUAAAACGCUCAGAACAACUGGCAGACUACCAGCGACACGUUGGAUACCUGGGAGGUCCUUCGUAUUCCAUCUCUAUGUCCACCACAAAGAAAGAGAGGUCUACCAGCAGGACAUCCUCAGAUGGCUGCAGAGAUUCAGUUAACAGAAGACGACUUCCAGACAGUAAAAACAGGCUGUGGAUGACUGAUACCGCAGGUCCAAGGCCGGCCAGCUCCAGAGCAGUUUCCAUCACCACUGACUCCGGCAACACACCAAUUCCUAGGUCCAAAAAACUGAAUGCAGCCCGAUCAGCCUGGUGCUGAGAACACUGGCGUUUACAGAUAUCUGAUUCACAAAGAAGCACAUCGCUGGUUCCCUUUAGUGGCAUCUGUUGGUAUUCAUUCAUCACAAAAGGUUCGAUUUGGAAGGAAGCUGAAAGGAUCUACACUUAAUCAACUAUUCUGUGAUUUAAGUCAUCGUGCUUAUCAAUUGUAACAAUGAACUUUUUCUCCACUUUUCAAUGCUGAAAUAUGGCAAAUCGAUGAGCUUAGAGCUAUUGUAAUGGAAUAGUUCUGUUGUGGCUUCUGAAUACUGCAGUAACUCUUUGCACCAGUUAGUCAGCUGUAUUUUUCUUGGAAAUAUCGUCUAGGCUUCAGCAGAUAACCAACGUUUCAAUGCUUAUUAUUUCACUGAGUGAUGUUUACAAAAAAGUUUUAAUUUGCCUCCCUUUUCUCAUAUUUGUACAAUUUAUCAUGCAAUAGAGAAUUAUGCUUUUAAAUGCAAAGCAAAUAUAAA
Messenger RNA from Larimichthys crocea (large yellow croaker), 2232 nucleotides. RefSeq names its product cilia and flagella associated protein 97 (gene cfap97). The record is from RefSeq and is a predicted model, not a curated record. Gene Ontology annotation, biological process: spermatogenesis. Bases 189 to 1760 code for a protein of 523 amino acids. Lineage: Eukaryota; Metazoa; Chordata; Actinopteri; Sciaenidae. The transcript is spliced from 6 exons.